GUUUUAUAUAAAGCCGCCAACCCUGAACCCAAAAUUCCUCAUCUCCUUCGAGCUCCAUCACGUAACCAUCUAUCUCCAUUCCCCGUUUAAUAACCAUCUAUCUCCUUCGAGCUUCCCUCUCCUUACUUCUCUGUACUGCAUCUACUUGAAGCUUGAAUAGCUUAGAGGAUCAAGGGCUGGGUCUGUGCAGAGCUCCAGUGACAGCCAUUGUUGGAAGAAAGGUGCUAUCUUUAUUGGAAAAGCGUUAAGAGAAAGAGGAUCCAGGGAUGAAAUACGUCUUAGUUACCGGAGGAGUUGUGAGCGGCCUCGGAAAAGGGGUCACUGCCAGCAGUAUUGGCCUCAUCCUUAAGGCUUGCGGACUUCGUGUUACUUCCAUUAAAAUUGAUCCUUACUUGAAUACUGAUGCUGGAACUAUGUCUCCCUUUGAGCACGGAGAAGUAUUUGUCUUGGAUGAUGGUGGCGAGGUGGACCUAGAUCUAGGGAACUAUGAGCGUUUCCUAGAUAUUAAGUUGACACGUGACAACAAUAUAACCACUGGGAAAAUUUACCAGUCUGUUAUUGAUAAGGAGAGAAGAGGAGAUUAUUUGGGAACUACUGUUCAGGUCGUUCCUCACAUUACGGAUGCCAUUCAAGAAUGGAUUGAACGUGUAGCAGCCAUUCCUGUUGAUGGUAAAGAGGGCCCAGCUGAUGUUUGUGUAAUAGAAUUAGGGGGAACCAUAGGGGAUAUUGAAUCAAUGCCCUUCAUUGAGGCUUUAGGACAAUUCUCAUAUCGUGUUGGUGCUGGGAACUUUUGUUUGAUUCAUGUCAGUCUAGUGCCAGUGCUAAAUGUGGUUGGUGAGCAGAAAACAAAACCAACUCAACACAGUGUUAGAGGAUUGAGAAGCCAGGGAUUAACACCAAAUAUUUUAGCAUGCCGGAGCACAAAGGAACUUGAUGAGAGUGUGAAGGAGAAGCUUUCCCGAUUUUGCCAUGUUCCGGGUGAAAACAUUAUUAAUCUGUAUGAUGUCUCGAACAUCUGGCAUAUUCCAUUGCUUCUAAGAGACCAGAAGGCACAUGAGGCAAUGUUGAAAGUACUAAACCUUAAAGGUGUAACUAAGGAGCCUGACUUGAAGGACUGGACAUCUAGGUCUAAACUCUGUGACACACUACACCAACCAGUCAGGGUUGCUAUGGUUGGAAAAUACACUGGCUUGUCUGAUUCUUAUCUCUCUGUUAUCAAGGCUCUUUUGCAUGCUUCUGUUGCCUGCCACAGGAAACUUUUUAUAGAUUGGGUCCCAGCUGGAGAUCUUGAACAGGUGACCAAAAAAGAGAAUCCUGAUAAUUAUAUGAAUGCCUGGAAGUUACUGAAGGGAGCAGAUGCGGUACUUGUUCCAGGGGGAUUUGGUGACAGAGGUGUGGAGGGAAAAAUACUUGCCGCUAAGUAUGCUCGAGAAAAUAGGAUUCCCUACCUUGGAAUAUGUCUAGGAAUGCAGAUCGCAGUGAUUGAGUUUGCUCGAUCUGUUCUUGGCUUCAAAGACGCAAACAGUACAGAAUUCGACCCCAGUACAAACAAUCCAUAUGUCAUCUUCAUGCCAGAGGGUUCAAAAACUCACAUGGGAGGAACUAUGCGUUUAGGAUCUAGGAGGACGUUUUUUCAGGUGGAAGACUGCAAAUCUAGCAAAUUGUAUGGAAACUUGAAAUUUAUUGAUGAGAGACAUCGUCACAGAUAUGAGGUAAACCCUGAAAUGGUAGAACAGCUUCAAACAGCCGGACUAUGUUUUACAGGCAAAGAUGAAAGUGGUCAACGCAUGGAGAUUGUAGAGCUGCUUGAACAUCCAUAUUUUGUUGGUGUUCAAUUUCAUCCUGAGUUCAAAUCAAGACCUGGAAAACCUUCACCUCUCUUUCUAGGACUCAUAGCUGCAGCAUGUGGACAACUAGAAGCUCAUCUAAAGAGGGAUGUUUCAAAUGGGCAUAUAAGCAACAACGGGAACUUGCCUAUAAAGCGAGCUGUAAAUGGAGCAAAGGUGCCACCAAAUGGAUCAUUUGAAGGAAUAUAUUGCUGCUGCAAUGGUAAAGGAAUACGUGCCUGACUAUUUGCUUCGGUUUUCCCCUUCACUGGUUCAUUGCCAGUUUCUCCACCUCUUAGAUCCCCUUUCCCUAGUCUAUCUAUCCGUAAUUUUGUAAUCGAUAAGGGCAUAUGUUAUGACUAGUAGAUUGAUAGGUUUGCAGCUUGUGGUUUUAACCCCCAGUCAUAGAGUGGGCAGAGUUGGAUUCCAGUCUCUUUUAGAUUAAACAUGGAACAACCUGCUGCAGGAGAAAAGACUAGAGGGGAUUUUAUGUUUCAUUUCUUGUAUACUUUGUGUGUGUAGGUGAAUGGAAGUGUUCUCUUGUGUUGUGUACUUAUGGAAAAAAAGUGGAAACAUGAAACAACUAUUGAUAAAAGAGCUCAAAUCAUUUAGGCUAUUGACAUAUAUUUCUUUAGUCUCAGUGAUUUAAGUCACAUACACCAUGCAGUUACAUUA
Messenger RNA from Cuscuta epithymum, 2501 nucleotides. The record is from the annotation of a GenBank genome assembly. NCBI's taxonomy places the organism in Eukaryota, Viridiplantae, Streptophyta, Magnoliopsida, Solanales, Convolvulaceae.